AUGAGAACGAUUAUCCUUUCCACACUUUUGUUAUCGGUAGUUUUGGCUCAGCAACAGCAACAGCAACAGCAAGUUCCAGGACAAAGCGGUAGCGGAAAUCAGCCCGGUUACUUGCCUGACUAUCAAGGAGACAAGUACACGAAUCAACAAAGAAUACAGGAGACUCAAGCUCUGAACGCGAAAUUCUUCCCCUCAAUCGGCGGCGCUCCACCCGCUCCACCACAAACUCCGGCUCAACAAGGAAUGGGAAGCAAUGGAACACAGCCAAACUCACAACAACAAUUCCGCAAUCCCUCUUCGUCGCAGUCUCAGUAUGGUCAAACGGCUCAAAAUCAAUACCAAAACACAAACAACAUGCAAUACGGUCAAUCAAACAGCAAUAUGUACGGGCAACAACAAGGAUAUGGACAACAACAACAACAGUACGGCCAAUCCACCCAAAGCCCAUACUAUCAGCAACAGCAACAACAGCAACAGCAACAACCACAACAAUAUGGAACUACGCAAGCUUAUGGAAUGCAGCCACAGUACGAGCAAAGCUCGAACUACAAUCAGAAUCAACAACAGUACGGAAACACUCAGCAAUAUGCGAAUAAUCAGUUCGAUCAGACCACUCAAAGCUACAACUAUCAACAACAGAACAAUCAAUACCAACAACAAUUUGGCAGCAGCACUCAAUCUCCAUAUGGAAAUAAUCAACAAGUGAGCGCCUCGGAAAUGCAACAACAGUGUGCCCCAGUUUGUCAACAAAUGUCGCAGAAUCAAGACCAACAACAGAGCCAACAACAGAGCCAACAACAAGGCCAACAACAGCUUGGGUCGACUAGCUUUGGAAACCAACAACAAAACACACAAACCUCUCAACAACAGUACGGAAUGUCGGCUCAAAUGGACUGCACACAGUACUGUAAUGGAUACAACGCAGGAUUGCAAUCCUCUCAAUCUCAACAACAAUUCGGCCGAAAGCGACGAGCGAUUCGAGCG
This is a messenger RNA of Mesorhabditis belari, 984 nucleotides long. The record is from the annotation of a GenBank genome assembly. Lineage: Eukaryota; Metazoa; Nematoda; Chromadorea; Rhabditida; Rhabditidae.